CUGGUAGAGAUUCGGCCAAUGUGAUUGUUUAUACAACCAAAAACUAUUCAUAUCCCUUCUCCACGUGCUUUCUCUCAUCUUUCCUUUUAGAAUGAUCGUUCUUAGGUCUGCCCUCCGGAAUGUGAUUCUUGUUUAUACAUCCAAAAGCUCUUCAUAUACCUUCUUCAUCCGUCACGUGCUCUCUCCUCUUCUCUCCUCAGACUUACUUUCACAGGUGACAGGUCUGCCUCCGUAUUCAAAUCGCGCUGACCCUAUUAGUAGCUUUGUAUUGACUGCUGGUUCCCUGAGGGUUUAUCGACUGAAAGCCGGGAUGAACUGGGGCGCUGUUUCAAUGGAGAUAACUCCAAAGCUUGCAAAUGUGGCAUUCUUCUUGCUGCUACUGACAUGGGUUUUGCUGGAGAUUUUGAGGAGGAGAGAAGGGGGUGGUAAUCAGUUGAAUGGAGCAUCAGACAGGAGGAAAUCCAAAUCCACAGCUUUUGCCAAGAUUACUAUUCUUUCUAGUUGGUUAAUCUCCAUUUUCUAUUUGGGGUUUUCUUGUUUUGAGUUCUUGAAUUCUAGGACUAUCUCUCUUGUAAAUGUAUUCUCUGCUUUGACUUGGAUCUUAGCUAGUUUAGUUGCUGUCUACUCAGACAAUAAUCCUACGAGGAAAUGCAAAAAGUGGCCUCUAGCACUUGUUAUUUGGUGGGUCUUCUCCUUUAUUUAUGAUUUACUUUUGGUGUCGUUAUACUUAAUGACCCAUUUCACGGCCAUAAAAGUGCCAGAGUUCCUGCCUGAAGCUAACAUUGUUGAUAUUGCGUCCUUCCCCUUGUUGGUUCUGCUCUGCUUCAAUAUUCUGCCCGUUAAAGAUUGUGAAAAAAGUAGAAACCAUGAUUUUGAACGUCCAUUAGUUCAACAAGAGGAAGAAAGUAUCCAUGAAAAUGCUCAACAAGAGGAAGAAAGUAUCCAUGAAAAUGCUGACGCCUUUUCCAAUGCCGGAAUUUGGAGUCGACUUGCAUUUCUUUGGCUCAAUCCACUCUUUGAGAAAGGCCGAGUUCAGAAACUUGAAUUAUCUCAUAUACCUUCUAUUCCUCAGUCUGAAACAGCUUCUUUUGCUUCUUCUUUGUUGGCAAGAUCACUUUGGAAGCAGAAAACUGAAACUUUGUCAUUGCCUAAAGCCAUAUUCCAGGCUAUCUGGAGACCGCUGGCUGUUAAUGGUGUCUUUGCAGGAGUCAAUACUGUUGCUUCCUACAUAGGUCCCUUUUUGAUCACAAGCUUUGUGGCUUUUUUAUCAACAACGCAUGACCAUUCAAGCUAUCACCAUGGACACAUUCUUGCGUUCAUUUUCUUCUCUGCAAAGACAGUGGAAUCGCUGUCUCAGAGGCAGUGGUACUUUGGGGCACAACGCAUUGGUACUCGAGUCAAAGCAGCACUGAUGGUAUUGAUAUACAAGAAGUGUUUGUCAAUCAAGUCCGGAGGGAUAAAUAAUGGCCAAGUCAUAAAUUCCAUCGCCGUGGAUGUGGAGAGGAUUGGAGACUUCUUUUGGUACCUUCAUGGAGUUUGGUUGCUUCCAGUUCAGGUCAUUUUGGCUCUAAUCAUUUUGUAUAGAAAUCUUGGUGCUGCUCCCUCUGUUGCUGCUCUCUUAGCAACAGUUGUGGUGAUGGCGAGCAACACGCCAUUGGCUAAUAUGCAAGAAAGACUCCAUAGCAAGAUCAUGGAAGCAAAGGAUUCAAGAAUCAAGGCUACUUCAGAGACCCUGAAGAGCAUGAGAGUCUUAAAGCUGCAUUCCUGGGAAUACAGCUUCUUGAAGAAGCUCCUUCAACUUAGGGAAACUGAGAGAAGUUGGCUGAAGAGAUACCUUUAUACAUGCUCAGCAGUGGCCUUUCUCUUUUGGGCUUCGCCAACUGUACUUUCAGUUGUGACCUUUGGUGUUUGCCUCCUGUUAAAAACACCGUUAACAUCAGGUACGGUCCUUUCAGCCCUGGCAACCUUCCGAAUUUUACAAGAACCCAUCUAUAACCUCCCGGAGUUGAUUUCUAUGAUUGCUCAAACAAAGGUUUCCAUUGAUCGGAUCAAAGACUUCAUUAAGGAAGACCAAAAGAAGUCACAACAGUUUCAUGCAUCAAAAGCAGGUGACGUAGCAGUUGAAAUUCCGACUGGGGAAUAUGCUUGGGAAGGAUGUAGUUUAGCAUCGAGGAAAUCCACCAUCAAAAUUGCUGAGGAAAUGAAAAUCAUGAAAGGUUACAAGGUUGCAAUUUGUGGCUCAGUUGGGUCUGGAAAAUCAAGCUUACUGUAUAGCAUACUCGGGGAGAUUCCUAGGAUUUCUGGGGCAGAUAUUAAGGUUUAUGGAUCUAAAGCAUUUGUUCCACAGAAGGCAUGGAUUCAAACAGGCACAGUCAGAGAGAAUGUGCUGUUUGGAAAGGAAAUGAACGAGCCCGUAUACAAGGAUGUUCUGAACGGAUGUGCCUUGAACCGGGAUAUUGAGAUGUGGGUUAACGGGGAUUUGUGUGUGGUGGGAGAGAGAGGAAUAAACUUAAGUGGAGGACAAAAACAAAGGAUACAAUUAGCAAGGGGAAUAUAUGGCAAUUCCGAAAUAUAUUUCCUAGAUGAUCCUUUCAGUGCCGUUGAUGCACAUACUGGGGCACACUUAUUCAAGAAUUGUCUACUUCAUCUUUUGUCCCAGAAGACAGUGCUUUAUGUAACACAUCAGUUGGAGUUCUUAGAGGCAGCAGAUGUUGUUCUGGUAAUGAAAGAUGGUAGGAUAGCUCAGUCAGGAAAGUAUGAAGAUUUGAUUGCAGAUCCUAAUGGGGAACUUGUCAAACAAAUGGCUGCUCAUAGAAAAUAUCUAAACCAAGUGAACCCUCCCAGUCACCAAAAAUCCUUGACAGACACAAAAAUUCUUGACAGAUCCCUUUGCGAAAAUCAAAUCGAGGCUGAAGAAGAGAAAUCUGGAGAAUGCACAAAAAGUGGCAGGCUUUUGGAGAGGAUUCAUGAAGAAGAAGCAGAAACUGGUCGAGUGAAAUGGCAUGUCUACUCAACCUUUAUCACCUCUGCGCACAAGGGAGUGCUUGUUCCAGUUAUCCUUCUCUGUCAGGUUCUCUUUCAGGUAUUGCAAAUUGCCAGCAAUUAUUGGAUUGCUUGGGCAACAGAUGAAAAAAGAAGGGUAAGCAGUGAGCAGAUAAUUGGGAUAUAUAGUCUAAUGUCCGGUGGGAGCUCCAUUUUCAUACUGGGGAGGGCAGUUUUGCUCUCAACCAUUGCCAUUGAGACUGCACAGCAGUUGUUCCUCCGAAUGAUCAAUGCCAUUUUCAGGGCACCACUAUCAUUCUUCGACUCCACACCUUCAAGCCAAAUUCUCAAUCGGUCCUCAACUGACCAAAGCACGGUGGAUACCGACAUUCCUUAUAGAGUAGCUGGAUUAGCUUUUGCACUUAUUCAGCUGUUAAGUAUCAUCAUCCUUAUGUCCCUUGUUGCCUGGCCGAUCUUUUUUCUCUUCCUUGCCAUCCUGGCAAUCUCUUUCCAGUAUCAGUGUUACUACAUCAGUACUGCCAGAGAGUUAGCCAGGAUGCUUGGGAUCCGGAAAGCUCCAAUCCUCCAUCACUUCUCAGAAUCCCUCACUGGGGCUGCAAUUAUUCGUUGCUUCAACGAGGAAGAACGUUUCCUCAAGAAAAAUCUGAGACUGGUUGAUGAUUAUUCUCGCAUUGCCUUUCACAACUCUGCCACAAUGGAGUGGCUGUGUGUCCGGAUCAACUUUCUGUUCAACCUUGUCUUUUUCCUUGUUCUUGUCAUCUUGGUGAACCUGCCAAGGUCAGCCAUUGAGCCCAGUCUAGCAGGACUGGUGGCUACUUAUGGGUUAAAUCUAAACGUUCUCCAAGCUUGGGUGAUAUGGAACCUGUGCAAUGUUGAGAACAAAAUGAUCUCAGUGGAGAGAAUUCUACAAUUCACCAAUAUACCAAGUGAAGCUCCACUAGUAGUUGAAAAUUUUAGAGCAGAACCUGAAUGGCCAACCAAUGGGAGAAUUGAACUGGAUAAUCUCCAUGUCCAAUAUAACCCUUCUCUUCCAAGAGUUCUGAAAGGAAUCAGUUGCACAUUCCCAGAAAAUAAGAAAAUUGGUAUUGUGGGCAGAACUGGGAGUGGAAAGUCUACUCUAAUUCAAGCUCUCUUCAGAGUUGUGGAGCCGUGUGAAGGACGAAUUCUGAUUGAUGGAGUAGAUAUUACUAAGAUUGGUUUGCAGGACCUGAGAUCUAGGUUAAGCGUAAUCCCACAAGACCCAACUCUGUUUCAAGGAACCAUGAGGAGUAAUAUUGAUCCUCUACAACAGCAUUCAGAUAAAGAAAUUUGGGAGGUUCUGGAGAAAUGUCAUCUUGCAGAUAUAGUAAAACAGGAUCAAAGGCUUCUUGACAUGCCAGUUGCUGAAGAUGGGGAAAACUGGAGCUUAGGACAAAGGCAGCUCGUAUGUCUUGCUAGAGUACUGCUACAGGGGAGGAAAAUACUCGUCUUGGAUGAGGCAACAGCCUCAGUGGAUACGGCAACAGACAAUGUGAUUCAGAAGAGAAUCAGAGAAGAAACUAAAAGGUGCACAGUCAUGACAGUGGCCCAUCGGAUACCAACCAUCAUCGAUAAUGACCUUGUUUUGGUUCUUGAUGAAGGCAAGGUUGUUGAGUUUGACACCCCAAAUCAGUUGCUCAGAAAUAAUUCUUCUGCCUUCUCGAAACUGGUAAUGGAGUUCUUGAAGACGUCAUCUACGAAUAACCAUCAUCGGUCAGCUCUGACUUGAUGACUGGCAUAGGGAGGAAAAAUAAUCCAGGCCCAGUUUGUCUGGGAGUGAGAGAUUGUACAUAAAAGGCAGCUCAGUGUGGCCGUUGGAGCAUAUUAAGCAGCUAUGGUAUAGUGGCAGAAAACACGGCGAGUUAAAGAGAUGAAUGCCCAAACUAGAAAUUACAAGAAUUUACAGGCUUCACUUGCACUAUGUUUGGAACUAGGAUUUAUGGAAGCAAAGGAAAAAGCGCAAAAAAAAUAAAAAGGUCAAAACGGAGGACUAAAGAACAUUCCAAAAGCUGUAAUACUGCAGACGGUAAACACGUGCCAAUUACAUCUAUAACUAAAAUGAACAAGAAGUUAGAAUUCA
Molecule: messenger RNA, 5101 nt
Organism: Diospyros lotus (date-plum)
Lineage: Eukaryota; Viridiplantae; Streptophyta; Magnoliopsida; Ericales; Ebenaceae
Product: putative ABC transporter C family member 15
Exons: 12
Coding region: 92-4750 (1552 amino acids)
Biological process (GO): transmembrane transport
Cellular component (GO): vacuolar membrane; plant-type vacuole
Molecular function (GO): ATP hydrolysis activity; ATP binding; ABC-type transporter activity
Source: RefSeq, a predicted model, not a curated record